CAAAAACAUAAUAAACAAUACACUACAUUUAGAUUAUAGUUUUGUUUAAAUUAACUUUAUUCAAGUUAUAGUUGUAAUUUGUUUUUUUUUUAUUGUUAAUACUCAUUACUAUUUCAUUACAUUGUGUUUAUUAAAAUUUUAACCAUAAUAAAGCAAACAAACCAACAAAAGAUAGUUAAAAAUUCUGAUUCAUUACAUAUAAUAUCUAUUCUAAAAAAUUAAGGAAAUCAGUAUCGUUGAAGAAACUAGAAAUAAUCUAUUACUUCAUUUUAAUUGAAUAUGCUGAUCAAGUCAACUUCUUCUUCCUCUUCUUCUUCUUAUUCCGCUUCUUCUUCCUCUUCUUCUUCUUCUUCUUCUUCUAAUGGUUAUAUUAAUGAUGUCAAAUUAAAUGAUAAUGGUGAAGUGAUUUUAAAACGUCGUGAAUAUUCAAAUACUAAAUAUUUAUAUUAUUUAUUUACUGAAUUCUUUCAAAAUACUACUGUUUAUCUAUAUGUAAUGACAUUUUUAUUUUCUGGUUUAUUUUGUUUAUUUCUAUUAUUCAUUAUAAGUUAUAUAAUAAUGAAUAAUUUACUGAUUAUGCUAUUAAAUACAUUCAAUAUAUAUAUUAUAAAUAAUUAUAAAUUAUCAAUAAUCAAUAUAAAUUCAAUAAAUGAAUUACAAUAUUUAAUGAUUAUUAUUAUUAUUAUUACUUUAUUUAUUCUAUAUAUAAUUUAUUGGUUAUGGGAUUGGGAUUCAGAAAAUCAUGGUGGACAUCCAAAACAAUUUAUACGUUAUUUAAAAUUAUGGGAAUAUUUAGCAGAUUAUUUUCCAAUACAUUUAGUAAUUAGUAAAGAAUUUAUUAAAUUUAAUAAAAUUCAUAAUUAUCAUAUUAAUUAUCAUUCUUAUUUAAUGAAUUCUAUUAUAAAUAAUAAAAAUGAUAAUCAUUUUAAUAAUGAAUUAAUAAAUGAAAAUUUAUCUAUGGAUGUUAAUUAUUUAGUUGGUUUUCAUCCACAUGGAAUACUUGCUACAGGUGCAUUUAUUAAUUUUGCUACAGAAGCUACUGGUUUUUCAAAAGUAUUUCCUAAAUUUAAACCAUAUCUAGCUAUAUUAAAAACUCAUUUUAUAGCACCAUUUUAUCGAGAUUUUCUAAUGUUAUUCGGAAUGAUUGCUGCUACUAAGAAAGGAUUAUAUUACCUUUUGGAUAAGAAUAGUUGCAAACAAACAGGGAAUUUUGUCGUUGUCGUUCUUGGUGGGGCUUCCGAAGCCUUAGAUUCAAGACCUGGAACAUAUGUGAUGCACAUUAAUCAACGUUUUGGUUUUUUCAAGUUGGCCUUACAAACUGGGUAGGUUUUGAGUGAAAUGUAAUCAUUUUCUUUAACACUGCAUAAAUUUUUAAUAAACAAAUUUUUAUUGACAUGAUAAUGCAGAAAAUGAAAUAACUAUUGAAUGAUAUUUAUCAUUAAAUUCACUUGGUGUUACUUACUUGUAACUUUUCAUUGUUGUUUAGGACUGCAAUUGAUCAGUCUCUUAUUGGCAUAUGUGCAUACUGUGCGAACUGCCUCAAUAUUGCUUGAAGUCACAAGCUUUAUAUACAAAGAUGUAUAGUGGCUAGCAGUGGAAUUCAGGACGCGCGUUUCGUCCUAUUUGGGACUCAUCAGCUCGAUGUACCUGCAUCUCAGAGUUAAUGGGAAGGCACAAGUGAAUUUAAAACUUCCCCACGUUGCACAAGAAGGUGGUUAUUAGGAGUCAGCAGCUAAGUAGAUAACGCAAUGGCGUUUGAAGCGAACAAUACUGGGUUCGAGUCCCAGAGUGAACAUCAUUUCUGAGAUGUAGGUACAUCCAGCUGAAAUGCCGCAAAUAGGACGAAACGAGCGUUUUGGAUUUUUCAUUAAAUAUCUAAAAUAGAGGUAUGAUACUGUAAAAUCAUCUUGACCUUAUAAAGUGACUAUGUCCUGAACUUUCUGGAAUUUUUAACUUGAUAAAUCACUUGGUAGAUCACUUUAAAACCUAAAGCCAUCAGACACACUAUUUGGAAAUUAUCAUUUACCUAUUUAAAUUAUGUUUUACUACAUCAGAUCAGUGAAUUGGGACGAGAAAAAAUUUUUCGAGAUGAAUCUUUUCGUUUCCAUUAUCAAUUAUAUUGUACUUGCCAAAACAUAGAGAUAUAUGAAAAUUAUUAGUUUAUACCUUCAAAGAUAAAUAUUUAUCAAACUAUGGCUCUUCAUUUUUUUUACAAAUGUGUGAAUAACUAAUAUUGUUAUAUUCAUUAGGCUAAUUACAAAUAAGUAAGUACUACACUUAUUACUAAUGAAUUAAAGUUGUGAUAAACUUUUGAUGAACAUAGGAAUCACUAGUUUAAAUGAAGUUUAUAAAAUCUAUUCAUUGUAUAUAGUUGUAAUUUUAUUAGUUAAUCAGUUAUUUUUCAUUAUUUCAAAUAAUUUAUAUAACUAAUUAUCAAGUAAAGGAAUUACUUAUAUAACAAUAUGUGGGAUGAUUUGAUUAUGAAAAUGAAAAGUAAUUGAAAUGUAUUUUCCAGUUGAGAAUACAAGCAGGCAAAUAUAAACUCCCAAAUUCAUUCAGUACAACUAUGCCAUGUACUAAUAUAUAUUACUCGUAUUAAUAAAACCUUCAUCAUUUGUCAUUAAUUCGUUCCCUAGAUUGCCUUAUGAUAAGACCAAAAAAAUCUAAAUUGUUUUGAUUAAUUUUUUCAAUUGACAAAUAAUAAACAUACAAAUAAAUUACAGUAUCCUCAUUCACAUUUGUACUUUAAAUAUGUUAUUGUAAUUUACAGUACGUAUACAAUGAAAUUAAUCUAAUUAAGUUGGAUUAUUUUUAUGAUCAUAUGGUAGUCAAUGACUUGCUCUAGUUUUAAAUGUCCAGUUUAUCAAUAAUUAGUAAUUGUUGUGUCUACAAAACCAGGUACAGCUUAUAACAAAUGUGAGUAACUCGUUUACUGAAUACUGAUGAACGUCAAGAAGAAACUACCAACUAAUUUGUAAAUAUUUAUGAUCAAAUCAUUUGUAGACUGACUAGAAUUACUUUGUCAGUGAUAUUUAGUGACUUAAAUUGAUUAUAACUGUUGUGUCUUGUAACUGCAGAUUAGACGCGCGGUGUAUUUAUUGAUGGGAUCAAUGACACUUAAACACGUAAGGACGACCUAGAGUCCCAAUUAGACCCUGUUGAGUCCAGAACGCAAGUAAUAGCUUCUGAGAUAUAAACCAUUAUAUUUCUGACAUACUAUGUUUAUAUACCAACCAAACAGACCACAUCGUACCAUAAAAUAGAAAACAACAUUUGUACAACAUUUAACAAGUGAAAUGAAUACUGAUCAAUAGGGAAUGUCCAUUCAAAGUCCAAGGACACCAUUAGACUUAACAUGAUAAUUAUUGGUAUAUUUUUCCGAAUAUCCCAACAAUAACAUUUUAGGCUGUUGGGUGAUAUGGUAAAAGUUCAAUCAAUCAAAAUAUUGCUGUACAUUCUGAAUCAUUUUAUAGGAUACUUUAUUCUUUUAUUAAAUAAAAUGGUAUUAAUUACUUAACCACCUUCCAAUUAUGAUUUUAGACUAAUAAAAAAUGUAUAUAAAUAGUUUGAUAUUUGUUAGAUAAUUUUUUUUCUCAGUCACA
This is a messenger RNA of Schistosoma margrebowiei, 3602 nucleotides long. NCBI's taxonomy places the organism in Eukaryota, Metazoa, Platyhelminthes, Trematoda, Strigeidida, Schistosomatidae. The record is from the annotation of a GenBank genome assembly.